Betta splendens (Siamese fighting fish) is the source of this 4960-nucleotide messenger RNA. It is a transcript of the gene tfec, whose product is annotated as transcription factor EC. Lineage: Eukaryota; Metazoa; Chordata; Actinopteri; Anabantiformes; Osphronemidae. The record is from RefSeq and is a predicted model, not a curated record. Gene Ontology annotation, molecular function: RNA polymerase II cis-regulatory region sequence-specific DNA binding; protein dimerization activity; DNA-binding transcription factor activity, RNA polymerase II-specific. The coding region runs from base 2378 to 3712 and encodes 444 amino acids. Gene Ontology annotation, cellular component: nucleus. The transcript has 8 exons. Gene Ontology annotation, biological process: regulation of transcription by RNA polymerase II.
UUGCGGACUAAAUUAAACUGGUUGUAUAUUCUUCAGGUUUGUGUAUGUCUUCUUGGAGCAUUGCUGUGAUUGAUUUUAUUGCUGUUGUUGCAUAAUUGGCUGCAAAUUGCAGUAGAUGCAUAUUAUGUACUGCACAUUAUUGCUAAGGAACCCAAUAUGAACCUGUUGCAGUUGGUUUUUUUUAAUAAUCACACAGUGCUUGUGCUGUGUAAGCGAAAGGGUUUGAAAAAGUUCAUUCAUUACAGGAAAAGGGAAAGAGGAAAAGACUGAGCAGACACAUUGUCUGGUACUGACAGUUAUUUAAGUGGUUGUAAUAGAGGUAAUAAUUUUACCAUGAUCAAGUUGAUCUCCCAAUUUCCUGAUCUGACGCUGAAACUUUAACAUUAAAUGAGACAAUCUACCAUUAUCAAAUAUGAGUAAAGCCAAGAACAAGAAUCUACUGUAAGUGCUACUAAUGCGUGCAAGAGUAUCCUAAUGGCAAAAAAUGUGAAUGGACUGUGUUAGUUGACACACUAGUCCAGAAUAACAUGCAUGGAAACGGAAGCCUGACCUCCAACAGUGCCUCAAUUGUGGCAGCAGGUGCUGGUAGCCACACUGAGAAAGAGAAUUUGUCUGUAACAUCACAAUCGCCGUAAAAAUCCUACACUUGAGCUCUGAUUGGUCCAAUUCUUAUCUCAGUCCUGCCCCAUGCGUAUGACGGGCAUUGAUCAUUUUCUGCAUAACCUCUUCGCACAUGCACAGGCCUGCCAUUGUCGAUGCUGGCUGCGGUGACUGAAGCGCCAUUACCUCUCAAAUCUAAUAAGAUUCGCCUUAAGUGGAUAACAAGCGUGUCUCCGGCAUUUACAGUAGUGAGAAAGCCGGAGCGCAACCGUCACAAUCUGCUGUCACACAAACAGAUGUGGUGUGCAGCAACGCUGGCAUCCGUCCUGCUAUAGUGGCAAGAAAUGUUGAUUGGCUAACAACUGGCAUCUUGUUUGGCCUUGAGACGUCAGAUAAGAGCUCUUAGUCACUACUGACAAGUCGACUAUUGUGAUGAGCCAGUUAUUAGUUAGGUGGGCGAGUGAGGAAUGAUGGCUCAUCUAGCUGACAAGGGGGAUUUAAUGCUGAGUUUUAGUAUAAAUGUAAAGCUACUAAAGCCAAAAGUCCCCGUGGAACAGAACUAUUGUGUUGUAGUUGACGUUUGACCCCUGAAAAACCUUUACUGCUGCCAUCAGGAUACCUGAUUUAACACAUUCAAUGACCCCCAGUGAUUUGUAUGUUUAAAAAACAUUUACUUUUUCCUAAAAAAUAUAAAGAGGAUUGAAAUUGAGUUCACGCCAAGGUUUUGUUGUUACAGCCUUGCUCUAACAUGCAUGACCACAGGCUAACUGGAGAUAAUUGUAAGUGACUGAGUUAACUGACUCAACUAUGCUUCUGAAAGCGUGUCUUCACUGUGACCAGCAGUGGUUACAGUCAGAAAACAUCUCCUACCAUGUCUACCAUUUCUUCAGUUUACAGUACUUAUGACUGUAGGAAACUGCCACAGAAAGAUUUUUGCUUAACUGGGUUCCUUCUAUUUCCAACUAAUGUGAUGAGGUCAGUCAUAAUAACAAUAUGAGCCUAUAUUGUACUAUUUUGACCAGUCAAUAGCAUGUUUAAAAGACAUAUGCAUAACAGACAGACAAGGGGACCAUUUACAGCUAACAAAGACUAACAUUAUACAAUCAACGUCAACAAUACAUGUAUUAUUGCUAAGUACUCUAAAAAUGGCUUUACAGGCCGUAAACUAAUAAAUCAUACUAUAACAGUGAGCACCGUUGUGAGCCUCAGAGGCCUGAGUAAAUUGGAUGUUUUGAGGUGUGAUGUUCCUUCUGGAAAUAGCGGCUUUUUGUAAUGAAGACCUCAAAAUAGCUUCUUGUUGUUUGGGAGAAUAACUAUUCUAAAGUGUCUUUACUGAAACCAGUGAAUGAAUAAAAAGACAUGGUUAAAACUGGCAUUAGAGGAGUUAUUUAAAACCCCCAAUGGGGAACAAGGGUCAAUUGUGCUGCCACAACCCCUGGAGCAGGCCGGGUAGAACUGGACGCUGACAGCCGAUUGGUCACCCAGUCAGAAAGGGGCGGUCCGGCUGAAUUAGUGAUAGUAGCUAAAGUCAGAUAUCCUGCAGUGAUCAAACCCCGGGUGAUCUGACAGUCCAGCGUUUGAAGUGAUUAUCAUGCUAGGCGACAUGCUAAUUAGUUCACUAAGGGCCCUUUAAAAGUCAUCGGUUGGGGACUUGGAAGGGACAGACACUCACUGAGCAGUCAGCACAUUACCAGGACAGCAGCUGCAGCAGCAGGCUUGGAUACCUAAAGUUGACUCACUGCCACAAAACAUCCAAGACUAUCUGCUGUUUUUGAGAAUGCCACACUUAACUGACUGCAGUUACUACACAAUGCGGGACGCGACCAGAGCUUCAAACGUUCAGAGCCAUCUGGAGAACUCCAAAUUCCACCUCCACCAGACUCAGAAUCAGCAGGUCAAGCAGUAUCUGACGCUGGGCGCCAAGCUGGCCUCUUCCACCGGCCAGGGCCACACCAUCCCACAUCCACACGCCGCCGGCCAGCCGCUGGCCUCUGUGCCCAUCAUGAGGAACGGACACAUGCCCGCCGUCAGCGACGGCAGCAGCCCCAACAGCCCCGUCACCCUGCUCACGCUGGCCAGUCACGACAGCGAGUUUCCAAUGGAUGAAGUUAUUGAUGACCUAAUUAGUCUUGAAUCCGGUUUCAAUGAUGGAGGAUUGGAUUGCAUGGAGGCUAACAUAAUGCAAAACAACGUGUCCCUCAGCAGCAGCAUGCUGGACGUGUAUGGGGGUGAACAAGGUAUGAACGCCCCUAAUGGUGGAAUGAGUCCCACAUCUAACCCCACAAAGCUCACUGUUAAAAGGGAAUACACAGAACACGACACAAGGGUGAUGGCCAAAGAGAGGCAGAAGAAAGACAACCAUAACUUGAUUGAAAGAAGACGGCGAUACAACAUCAACUACAGGAUUAAAGAGCUGGGGACGCUCAUACCAAAGUCAAAUGACCCCGACAUGCGGUGGAACAAAGGCACCAUCCUGAAGGCCUCGGUGGAGUACAUAAGGUGGCUGCAGAAGGAGCAGCAGCACGCUCGGGAGCUGGAGGGUCGGCAGAAGAAGCUGGAGCAGGCCAACAGGAGGCUGCUGCUGAGGAUCCAGGAGCUGGAGAUCCAAGCACGGUCCCACGGCCUCCCGAACAUGGCUGCAGCCAUGGGCACGGUGGAACUCUCCUCCCACCUCCUCAAACAGCAGCAGCAGCAGCAGCAGCAGCAGCAGCAGCAGCAGCAGCAGCAGCAGCAGCAGCAGCAGCAGCAGCAGCAGCAGUCGUCUCCCCAGCAGGCCCAGCAGCCGCCUCUCUACCAAGAGGACCCCAACAGCGACUACCUCCAUAGGAUAGCUGCGGUGGCCGGCGCGCCGUCCGCCCCCUCGGCCGCUGGGCCGCAGGACCACCUCGCCGCCACCGACGGCUGCACCACCUUCUCCGACCCGCUGUCCCACUUCACCGACUUCUUCAGCGCCACGCUCAAGGAGGAGCACCCCCUGGAUGAGAUCCUGAUGGACGACCCACUCUCACCGUUCGGCGCCGACCCGCUGCUGUCGGCCGGCUCGCCCGGAGCUGCGUCCAAGGACAGCAGCCGCAGGAGCAGCUUCAGUUCGGCGGAGGGCGAUGACCUAUAAUGGGGGGGGGGGGCGCUUCUGUGAAUAGACACUCAUCAUGACAACACUGCUGCCACACGCAGAGCCCUUUGAACAGUGGGCUGUAGCUCCUGCUGUACAAUAAUGACAACUCACAAAUGACCGCUGACACAAUUGAAGGCGCCACGCGCAUAAACAGUGUUCCCCAUGGAUUUCCUGUUCCCAACCAGUGGGUCUCUCUGCCUCCCGGACCGAGCGGGAUCAGACUAACCAGAAAAAGGGAGACAUUUAGCUCGCAUGUACAUAACGUAACUGACUUUUCUACUACUGAGGCAGCCGAACACUGCAUCGCGUGUGACGGCCUCUGACGACGUGCCAAGCAAUCCUGGAUCAAUACUGCACUACCACAGCUGCAGCUUUGUGACGUGCCUUAUUUGAACUCACAGUUUUGUCUUAAAAAAACACAUGAGCAUGUAACAUUUGUAGCCGCAUCCAUGUCUAACAAGCCUCCGUCUUGUGUGUGUUGUUAUUAUGUAUUUAUAUACAGUAUGCUUUAAUCCAUGUAUUCAUACAGAAGAUAUAUAUUAUUAUCUAAUGUUUUUUUUUUCUGUUCUUAGUCGGGGUGGGAAAAUAUAAUAAACCCCCUUUUUUGAUAUACUUGCUUUAGGAUUCUUUUAAACUUAUACAUGCAGCUCCGCACAUGGACAUGGACACACACACAAAGCAUGACAUAAAAUGUCCAGUUGUUUACUGAGCGCACUGACCAUGCUGCAAAACAACAGGGUGAACAAGUGGUCGUAAGUUCGACAGUAGAGAGUGAAGGAAGCGCUUCCAAGGUGGCUGAUUGGCAACGAGCAGCGGAGAAGAGAAGAGGGCAAGGAAAUUGGAUAAUAAAGACAAGGAGAGGAGCAGUAAUAAUUCUGAUGAGCCUACUGUGAGCUGAUGAGCCCUUGAGGACGGAUAAUGGUGAAGGAUAAAGAGUUGCGACGAGGGCUGUUAGCUGAAACUUUCCCUCUAGGUAAGCAGGCGAGGACAUGCGUCUCUCCACUCGCUGUGACGAUGAAUAAAGUUUGCUGGCGAACAUCUGUUUGUGGCACAGUGAUACAAACUCUGACCUCAUUAUGAGGCUUAAAAACUUGUUUUGUGUAGUCGGAUCAUUCGUCAGAGUGUAGUUUUCCAAUCUUGAAGUCAUGCAUUAAUAAUACAACUAACAGACUGGUCUGAAAACAUGCCAAUACUUCCCUAAUGAAUUUCCCAUCAAAGCCUCCAUGAAUUAAAGUUUUAGCAUUA